This is a messenger RNA of Neofelis nebulosa (Clouded leopard), 2460 nucleotides long. RefSeq names its product liprin-alpha-1-like. The transcript has 18 exons. NCBI's taxonomy places the organism in Eukaryota, Metazoa, Chordata, Mammalia, Carnivora, Felidae. Gene Ontology annotation, cellular component: presynaptic active zone. Gene Ontology annotation, biological process: synapse organization. The record is from RefSeq and is a predicted model, not a curated record.
AUGGUCCUCACGCAGGCCGGCUGGCAGCUGCAGCUGUGGACCUCAGUACAUGUCAGGCCAUUCAGCCUUUUCUUGUCAUACCGGUGGUGGGUGCUGGGACUCUGGAGGGCCACGGAGGCCUGGUGUGCUCUGGUAAAGACCCCCUGUGUCUCUCCACUUUUGUCCCCUCUCCGACCCCAGGAGUGUGCAGCUCUCGCUGCAGAGCUCCACACCUGCAGGGAGCAGCUCGUGCAGAGAGAGGAGGAGAUCGCCAACCUGAAGGCGGAGAGAAACAACACCAGGGUGCUCCUGGAACACUUGGAGUUCCUAAUCUGCAGACACGAGAGAUCUCUCAGGAGAACAUUGGUGAGGCGACAGGCAAAGACUCAGGCCGGUGUGUCCAGUGAGGUGGAGGUGCUCAAGGUCCUCAAGUCCAUAUUGGACAACGACCAAACGGAGGAUGAAACGGUAAGAGAGCAGUUACGUGUGGCACUGGAGGGGUGUAGUUUCGUAGAAGAAGAAUUAGGGGCCACACGCAGAGUUCAGCUCCAGACAUCAUCACAGGAUUUGAUUGGAGGGGGUUUCCUUUUUAUGCAUUGUUUUUAAAACAACAUAUGAAGACUAGCAGUGGGGGCCCUCACAUGUUGCUUCCCUUUCUGAGUUUCCAAGGUGCAGAGCCAGAUGAAAGAGCUCCUGGCUACCCUGUGCACUCUCAUGGCCAAGCUGGAAGAGGACCUAGCCAUAUCAAGGAAAGACCUCAUCCGUUCUGAAGCAAUGAACAGCAUAUUACAAAGAGAUGUCCGUGAAGCCAUGGCCCAGAAGGAAGACAUGCAAGAGAGGAUCACUACCCUUGAGAAGCGCUGCCUCAGGGCACAGCAGGAAGCCACCUCUCUGCAGGACCUCAAGGAUAAACUUGAAAACGAGAUCGCAAAGAAGGACUCUCUGCAUCGACAGACUGCGGAUCAAAACCGCCAGUUGCAAGAGCGCCUGGAGGUGGCGGAGCGGAAGCUGCAGCAGACCCCGAGGAAGGCCAAGUAGCUGCCCGAGGUGGAAGCCGAGCCGGCCCAGAGGGUGGCCACCCUCUGCAAGGCCGAGCAGAGGCGUGGCAACAUCGAGGAAAGGCUGCGCCAGAUGGAGGCCCAGCUGGAGGAAAAGAACCAAGAACUGCAGCGGGUAAGGCAGAGAGAAAAAAUGAAUGAAGAGACUAAUAAAUGUCUGUCGGGCACUAUUGACCAGCUCCUUUCCGAAUCUGACGAGCGUCUUCAGCGUCAUCUUAAGGAGAGAAUGGCUGCUGUGGAAGAUAAGAAGUCUCCGUUAGGAGAAGUGGGCAAUCUGAAAAAACAGUUACAAGAAACGCAACGUGAGAAGGAUCGGCUUCUACAGAGCAUGGAAGCACUGAGGGCUGAAUUAAAGCGGGCAAGACUGAGAGGCUCUUCGCUUCACCACGGGCGGACGCACGUCAGCAGCAUCCCAGCUUCCAGGUUCCGUCUGGCGGACAGCCCCACGGAUGCCAGCAGCAGCAGCAGCAGCAGCGCGGUGUUGCAGCGCCGCCGGAAAGGCCGUGUGGCCCGUCUGCGACAUGAGCCUUCCAAGGCAAGGACCUCCAUCCUCUGGGGGCUCUCGUGGGACCCACCUGCCAGCUCCAAUGUCACCUGCCUUUUCCUGUCUAGGUCCCUGAGCUUGGACAGGCUGCAGCAAGGGGCACUGCCCAAGGCCAGCCACGAGGACAUCAGGGACGCCACAAAAUCCACAGCCUCUCAGGAUGGCCCCUUGAGCAACCUCAGCAACACUAGGAAUAACGAGGACUCACUGAACAACGCCCCCAAGAAGAAGGGCGUGUUUGCAGCGUUUCACCACGAGCCUAAUCUGUGCCAGUCUGUAGACCAGAACCAGAUCAGAGACUCUCCUUCACGGCAUAGGAGAGCCUUCAGCCAGCUGGUGCCAGAACCAGACCUGGGGCUGUCCUUCAGUGUGCGGGCGAGGCUUCAGCCAGCAGAUGCUGCUCAGAUCGGACUCAGUGUUGAGCCAAGUGCAGAACUGCACCACUGGGUCACAUCAGCUGUCGGCCACGAGUAUCAGUCGAAGCUCUCCAAGCACUCGUCCCAGAUCCAGUCCAUCAGGGGCAUUGGAGGCAAGUUUGGUGUCCAGGUGGGCAGAGUUGACCAGAUGAGCCAGGGCGCGGGUGCUGUGGCCAGGUGUGGGCAUUUCCUGUCCCUUUGGAAAGGGAUGGUAAUCCCCUCAAAUUACUCGAGCGACUUUGGCAUCAAGUACAGCCUCAAGGCAAAGCACGUGGACAAGAGUGUCGUGGACUUCAAUCUCCAGGGCAUGACCGAGAGACACGAGUCACAGAAAGGUCAGCCUGUGGCAGCACGUCCUCACCGCUUGGGGCCCCGUCGUGUGGGACGCCUCCUGCGUCCCCAGAAUAGGACCCGGGGAGACAGGCCCACAUUACACUCCCAGCCUUUUUACCUGAACAUGUGA